UUUUAUUUUAGAUGUAAUCAUAAUUUUAAUAAAUAUAACAUUAAAUACACAAUAUAAUACAAUAUUGUGUAAUUGGGAGGGGAUACAAGCCUUUCCCAGUGGAAAGUGAAACCCUAAAAUUGCAUCAUUUCCUUGCCAUGCAAAAUAUGCCAUGCUUUGAAAGCAGGAAAUCGAUGCCAUAAGAGCAAGAAAAUCAGAUCCCGUUCCGGUCUGCAAUGAAUGGACGCUUGGAAUGCUUCAGCAUGGGUGGACGUUGGCCAAAUGGUCAGUCUCCCUUUUGUAUGCCCAGUGUUAUUAUCCUGCAACACCUUGCCGUUUCCUGACACUCGCUUUCCAAAAUCUGAUGCAUCAUCCAAGGUGGGAAGAGGAGAAGCGUCAGGAUGGGGCGAAGUGGCACCAGCUGCAACACAAAGGACCUUAUUUUGCUCCACCUUAUGAACGUCUUCCAAAUGGCGUCAAGUUCUAUUACGAUGGUAAACCAAUGAAGCUCAGUCCCGCUGCCGAAGAGGUAGCAACGUUCUUUGCAAAGAUGCUGGACCACGAAUGCACAGCCAAAGCUGCCUUCCGGAGGAACUUCUUCAAUGACUGGACCAAGGAGAUGACGCCAGGAGAGAGGUGCAAAAUUAAAGAUCUGCGGAAGUGCGACUUCAGAGAGAUCCACCAGUAUUUUGUCGAGAAAAGUGAAUCCCAGAAAGCUCUGUCCAAAGAACAAAAACAGAAAUUGAAAGCGGAGGCAGAGAGAAUCCAGGAGGAAUAUGGCUACUGCAUCAUUGACGGGCACCGGGAGAAGAUUGGCAACUUUAAGACGGAGCCUCCGGGUCUCUUCCGGGGCCGCGGAGCCCACCCCAAGAUGGGGAAGCUCAAGAAGCGGAUCCAGCCGGAAGAUGUCAUCAUCAACUGCAGCAGGGAUUCAAAGAUCCCUCGUCCUCCUCGAGGCCACAAAUGGAAAGAAGUGAGAAGUGACAACACCGUCACCUGGCUGGCAUCGUGGACGGAGAAUAUUCAAGGGUCCAUAAAAUACGUUAUGCUGAACCCCAGUUCGAAGUUGAAGGGAGAAAAGGACUGGCAGAAGUACGAAGUGGCCCGCUGCUUGAAAGGGGUGGUCAAAAAGAUCCGCUCUCAGUACCGAGCUGAAUGGAAAUCCAAAGAGAUGAAGAAGCAGCAGAGAUCGGUGGCACUCUACUUCAUUGACAGGCUGGCCUUAAGAGCCGGGAACGAGAAAGAGGAGGGCGAGACGGCCGACACGGUGGGCUGCUGCUCCCUGCGCGUGGAGCACAUCAGGCUGCAUCCGCGGCUGGGUGGCAAGGAGAGCGUCGUGGAGUUCGAUUUCCUGGGGAAGGACUGCAUCCGAUAUUAUAACCAGGUGCCUGUGGAGAAACAGGUCUUCAAGAAUUUGAAACUAUUCAUGGAGAACAAAGAUCCUGGAGAUUGCCUUUUUGAUCAGUUGUCUACCACUUCCUUAAAUAAACACCUCCAGGACCUGAUGGCUGGCUUGACGGCCAAGGUCUUCAGAACGUACAAUGCUUCCAUCACUCUGCAGGAACAACUGGACGCGUUGACAAAGCAGAAAGACAGCGUUGCGGCUAAGCUGCUUUCCUACAACCGAGCCAACCGUGCGGUCGCCAUCCUGUGCAACCACCAGCGGGCAACGCCAAAGACCUUUGAGAAGUCUAUGAAGAACCUUCAAGCAAAGAUCGAUUGCAAAAGGGACCAGUUGUGCGAUGCAGAAAGGGAGCUGAAGAGAGCGAAGGCAGAACACAAAGCCAAAAAGGAUGCCAAAUCAAAAGCUGCUCUGGAGAAGAAAAUUAAGCGAAUAGAGACGAUUGAAGAGCAGUUGGCAAAGCUGGACAUGCAAGCCACGGAUAAGGAGGAAAACAAGCAGAUUGCGCUGGGCACCUCCAAGCUGAAUUACUUGGACCCCCGCAUCACUGUGGCCUGGUGUAAACGGUUCGACGUUCCCAUCGAGAAGAUUUACAACAAGACCCAGAGGGAGAAGUUCGCUUGGGCCAUUGCCAUGACGGAUGAGAAUUUCAAAUUCUAGCAGAUUCUUUCAAAUUGCGAUUUGCCUGCAUUGUUUGGGACUUCUGUCGUGUCCUCUUUGGUGAAUCUAAAAUACAUCUAGUAGAGGAAGAUCUGGUGCUCUAGCUUCUUCUUUUUGUACCAAAAGAGAAGAAAUGCAGUUUUGGGCUUUGGCUUCAGAAUGUAUGAGCCACCUCUCCUUUUGGGUUACCUAAUAACAACAAAAGGGUUGCUUGGAAGUACCUUUAGUUACUCUGGUUGUUUUCCCGUAAUACCAAGGCCCUUUUCUCUCCAACGGUGGAGGUCCAAGAAGGCACCGACUUUGCCAAUGGUUUUCCUAAUCUUAUCUUCUCUGCAUCAGAGAUGCUUUCCGUUUAUCCUUUUGUAAGUUUGCACAUUUGGAAAAUUGAGGUCGAUAGCAACAAGGUCCUGUUUACAUGGCAUGCAAUGGGAUCAGUGAUUGAAUUUGCACUUAAUAGUAGUUGUGCUGAGACGAAGAGCAGAGAGGUGGGCCUUUUGGAGCAUAAUUUUUAACUUUGGGAGGAAAGUAUCUCAGCUUGCUGCCUCUUGCAGCAGAAUAUAGGAAAGUGUGUUUUAUUGGAGAGUUAAGAAAGAAACACAGCCACUAAGAGCAACGUGUCAGAGAAAUUUUGGGGGUAUAUGCGCAGCGGAAGAGGGUGCUACAUCACAGGACUCCAAAAAUCAGGACUCUGCAGUCUUACAGUUGCAAAAUAACACAAAGUUUACUAAGGACAUCUACACAGGUCCAUUCUUAGCGGGCUAUAAUCAGGAACUACAAAGCACAGCACAAACAGUUUCUGAACAUCUGCUUAUCAGUCCUCCGGCUGUAACCGGAUCCUCCUUCUACUUCCCACAGCCAGAGAACAUGUUAUCUCAUUUCUGUCAAGGUUACAUUUUCUCUGCUUCUCACAGUAUUUCUAAUACACAAUUGAACAUAAUAGAAUCCAUCUUGAAAUACAUCUUAAUCCAUCUUGAAUUACAUAGAAACACAUUGAAAAACACACAUGCAUACCUCAAUAAUCCUGACACAAAGUAGGAAUUUUACACAAUGUCAUUCCAUUUUGGUUUUUGAAUCUGUCCAAGAGUGAGUGGUUCGUACGAAUCUAGCACUGUCUUCACUGGAUGUGCAAUGGUUCAAUUUAGGAAGGGAAA
This is a messenger RNA of Anolis sagrei ordinatus, 3192 nucleotides long. Lineage: Eukaryota; Metazoa; Chordata; Lepidosauria; Squamata; Anolidae. The record is from RefSeq and is a predicted model, not a curated record.